Chaetomium strumarium is the source of this 1149-nucleotide messenger RNA. RefSeq lists its product as uncharacterized. Bases 476 to 1138 code for a protein of 220 amino acids. Lineage: Eukaryota; Fungi; Ascomycota; Sordariomycetes; Sordariales; Chaetomiaceae. The transcript has 9 exons. The record is from RefSeq and is a predicted model, not a curated record.
GGUGGUCGAGACAAGCGCACGUUUGCAGUCCUGCAUACCUACGAGCCUCCCUAUACUGUAUAUACUACGCUAUGGGCCAUCAGCAGUCUUCCAAUCUAUUCACCCCGCGGCUUACCAUGUUAGCAUUAGAUCCUUAUAGUCCCAGACGCCAAGGUGUGGCAGAGGACAAAGCCACAUGGGAAUCAUGGGAUACAAAAGCCACUCAUCAGGAAACUGCCUGUCCCCAUCAUUGGGAAGGGCGGGGGAAAGGAGCGGGCACGUUGGAACCACCCUCUCCGCGCGCUUGUUCCGUUUCAAGUUGGUGCACUUGAUGGCGCCUCUUAGCCGCUAACUAGUAGACGAUUGACUCAAGUGAGGGGGGGCUCAGAGAUCUUGCGACGACAUAUGCAGCUGUACGAUCUUGGAAGGACCUAUCUUAGGAGCUGCUCUAGGUUAGUGAUGCCAGUCAGAAAGCGGCAAUGCUAAUCUCCAAAGCAUGACUGAUGGCUUGACUAAGGACGAAUGGCAGUUUCCCUCGCCCAUUCCCAUCCAACAAGACAUCAACGAAUGGCUAGAGAUGCCUGAGGCCCAUAUGUGCAUGAUAUUGGUGGUUAUCUAUAUCAAGCGGAGGCUCUCUGCGGCUCCGGCCUCCCCCAAGAGACCGGUCGCAUUCCGGAGACCGUCGGAAGCACAGCAGUACCUCGACUCUUGGGAUGUGUACGGCUUUCUGUCGGACGUUGGCACGACUGGAACUACCGGCCAGCUUGUAGCCUUAGAUCCAUCUUCGGCGGCACAAACCCCUCAUGCAGCUCACAUCAAAGACGUGAAGGUUGAGGCUACUGUUGGUGGAUGUCACAAAUUCCCCGAUCGGGGCGUCGGGGCGGUUUUUAGCGGGGCCCAAGUUGGUUGCCUGGCUUGGCAGUUGGCACAGCCUCAGAGGGGUUCCCAGCUUACCGGCUUCGACGUCGGUGGCGACAUGCCGUCCUCCUGCGUGUUCCUUCCUGUCAUGACCAAAGCACGAUUGAGUAGGUACGAACAGCCUCCGGGAGAUCGAACGGGGCAGGCGACGGAUGAACAGCAGCACGUAGCCCCGUUUGUACAUGCCCCAUCUGUCAUUGGCCGCUGUUCCGAUGAGAACAGCAUUCUGAACUCAGGAUAGCUUCCACCAGG